Messenger RNA from Sungouiella intermedia, 999 nucleotides. Lineage: Eukaryota; Fungi; Ascomycota; Pichiomycetes; Serinales; Metschnikowiaceae. The record is from the annotation of a GenBank genome assembly.
AUGCUGGUCAGAUAUGCCACCAAGGCUCCAGUCAAUGAUUUUUUUGCGAAGUCGGGUCUGGCAGUGGGUGGAGAUGUGAACAAUGUCAAAUCCGAGACUAAUCGAUUGGAGAAGACACUCUCGAAGUUCUGGAACGAAGCUAAGGCUAGAUUCAACGAAGAGACAAGUCUGUAUGAUGUCUGCCUCGAUGGAAAACCUUUGAGAACGCCGUUGGGUUACAGGCUCUCGAUUCCUAAGGACAAGAAACAGCUAGCCUACUUGAUUGGCCACGAAUGGGACACUUUGCUGGACUUGAAGAUUAAGCCAAACACGUUGCCAUUAACGUCCAUGGCAUCUCGUGCCACCGACUUGGCCAUCGUACAUGAGGCAGAAACCGUUGAUCCCAAUUUGGUAACCAAAGUUGGAGAUCUCCAGGAUAUCAAGAUUGACAUGUUGCGGUACUUGGACACAGACACCUGCUUAAUCUUCACCACAUUGGAAGAGUACGAGGGGAAGUUGAGACAGCGCCAGGAGGAAUUGUACAGACCAUUGAUCGCAGAGUAUGAGAACUACUUCACUGAGUAUGCUAGACAGAACAACUUGUUGCCAGAGCCUGACUUCAAGGUCAAGUUAGAGUUCCUUGACUGUGAAACUGACGGCCUCCGUGGUAACCGUCAGUCCCUCACAACUCAAAACAUUGUGUUGCUGUGGUUGGACCAGUUGCCCAUUUACGACCUCGUUGCGUUGGAAAAAGCCAUUCUUUCUUCCAAGUCAUUCUUGUGCGCCGUGACUAUCUUGCGUACCAAUGUGGCUGAUAAGGCCAAACAGGCAGAGUUAUACCAGUUGAACAAGACUGGCGAGGCCGAUUACUACAAAAAGACUGUAGAGGAACUCAUUGAAAUGGCCAACUUGGAGACCAUUUUCCAGACUCAGGAAUGGGGAGAAGUUGAAGACACCCAUGACGUGGACAAUGCCGACUGGUUAAGAAACCUCUCGUCGUGUGCGCUUGUUUGUCGUUAG